AUGGUAUAUCGGGGGCGGCCUUCGACAGGUUGCAAAAGGUGUCGCGAACGCAAAGUCAAGUGCGACGAGCAAGCACAGGGAUGCCUCAAGUGCGCCGAAAGGGGAUUCUCUUGUCCUGGAUACGAUCGGACCGUAGAUGCCUUCUUCCGCGAUGAGACGGCGAACGUCCAAGCAAAAGCAAAGAAGGCGAAAGCGAAAGCGAUUGCUGCCCGGGAUGCACGCGAUGCCCGCAAUUCGCGGGUGGCAUCCUUACUGGUCCAGACUCCGCAGAGUCCCGGAAUGUAUAUCAUGCCUUCCCUUAUCGAUCAAGGGAUUGCCUUCUUCAUGUCUCGUUAUACCUUGGGGGUCGAUCAACCACCAAUACAUUCAAAAGAAUAUCAUGAGUACCUAUCAACAGAUGGAUUUCACCCUCUUGUUGCUACAACAAUGACGGCUUUGGGCUUAGCCGGCAUUGCGAACAUUCACAUGGACCUAGGCCUGCAACGUGAGGCAACACGUUGGUAUCUGAAUGCUAUCAAAAUGGCAAAUGCAGCCAUAUCAUCCCCCAAGGAAGUCAAGGCCGACACUACACUGGCGGCUGUCAAUCUUCUAAGCACUUUUGAAGCAACAUCCAACGAUAGUUCGCUAGAUGCAUGGAGCAAUCAUGUUGACGGAGCCGCUUCUCUGGUCAAGAUGCGUGGUAUGGAACAGUUCUCGACCCCGGCCGGACAACGAAUGUAUAUUCACACCGUUACUCUGCUGACGAUGAACUGCAUGGGAAAAGGUGUUGCCCUACCGGAAUAUAUCCGUGAGAUGAAUCAGGAAGUGUGGAGUCACCUGGACCUCAAGGACCCUAGAAACGCGUUCUUUUUUCUCCACAUCAAAACCAUCGAUCUUCGAGCUCGAAUCAUCAAUCAGCAAGUAAUAGAGUUAGCGGACAUUAUACAAAGCGCACUCAAGCUCGAUGACAUCGCCAUAUCAAUCUUCCAAGACGCGGGAUCGGAUUGGGAGUACGAAGAAGUGCCCUGCGACGUUCAAUGGGGCAUCUAUGGGGACUGUUACCAUGUCUAUCCUACCUGUGCCGCUGCGCAGACCUGGAACUGGGUGCGUUACAAUAGAAUCUACUUCCACGACAUCAUUCGCAACAGUAUUCUGGCAGGCAUUGCAACAUCUCCACCAACACUCACCGCGUCAGAGUAUUACGAACAGUUGGCGAAGAGCACAAGGACUCUCUACGCAAUGCAGUCGGAGAUACUGGCAAGUAUGCCGCAAUUCAUGCAUGAUGUCCCCAUGUUUGUGCCAGACAGGACCAACCCCAACAAUAGCUCGCUUUUUCCAGGUUCAAGCACGGCCAUAACCGAUGCCGCUAAGUCAGACACACCAAUAUCAUCUUCCUUCACCCCUCAGGAAACACGGUCACCAAGUUGCAACGCGUCGUCACCAAGCAGUUUAGGUGGUUCUAGAGGUUUCCAUGAAAACUUUCGAGCCGAGUCGACUCUUGUCCCUUACGAUUUUAUCGGCAACGGCGCGACCACAGAGCGUAUCCCUAUUUUGCGUGUAUCUGGCGGCUAUUCGACCGUCUGGGCGCUGUAUGUAGCAGGUGCUAUGCCUAUAGCAUCGCCCAAGAGCCAGGACUUGGUAUACACCUACCUGAAUCGUAUUGCGCGAGAAUUUGGUCUUAAUCAGGCGAAACUAUUGUCCAAGGCGUUGCAGAUCAAAAGACACUUAGACAGUAGUGGCGUAACGCCCUUUGAGAUAUGUCAGCAGUAUGUUCCUCCGGAUGGGGGACCAGAUGUUCCAGAUCAUGGAACAGAUAGCAAGGUGGUCGAAAUGCCCGAUGUUUCGAAAGACUCACUUUACGAUUCCUUGGACACGCCACUUUGA
Molecule: messenger RNA, 1863 nt
Organism: Cucurbitaria berberidis CBS 394.84
Lineage: Eukaryota; Fungi; Ascomycota; Dothideomycetes; Pleosporales; Cucurbitariaceae
Exons: 3
Coding region: 1-1863 (620 amino acids)
Biological process (GO): regulation of DNA-templated transcription
Molecular function (GO): zinc ion binding; DNA-binding transcription factor activity, RNA polymerase II-specific
Source: RefSeq, a predicted model, not a curated record